Sclerotinia trifoliorum is the source of this 3249-nucleotide messenger RNA. NCBI's taxonomy places the organism in Eukaryota, Fungi, Ascomycota, Leotiomycetes, Helotiales, Sclerotiniaceae. The record is from the annotation of a GenBank genome assembly.
UGACAGACGCAUAAAAACUUAACAGGUAACAGAAACCCACAAUUUGAUGAACAUUGACAGAGACUUGUUAAUCUAAAAACCAGAUUCGCUGCCAGCAUUGCCGUCCAUAUCGACGGUGAACAUUCACCAACUUCAUAGGUUGAAGCUAUUGACCUACCCCACCAAAAUCACUCCACCAGUCCGCGAAACCCCACUAUAGGUACGAGUACACUUUCGCAUCUAUAUAAUAAACCAGCCAGGCUCAUCCUGAAAGCUUCUUUCAAUUCAUCAUUCUGGUCAUAAAUAUUGCUCAAUAUGUCUCAUUUUUUCCACGCAGCUGAAUCUGCCAUCGGCGGUCUCGUAAAUGAAGUCGAGAGGGAGUUCUCCAAGAUUGUAGGUCUCUCAGACGGCGAGAAACAUAGUCACACUCAUAUCGGAGAGGCAUGCCAUGCACUUCACAUACAUGGAAAUAAGAACAGAUUUGGCAGUUUCGCCCCACCAAGGUCUGGCCAUGACAUUAAAUGGCAUAUCGAUGGGUGUGCAUACAUGUGGGCGAUAUCUGUUGCCUUGGAAGAGGCCCAAGAGAGUAUCUGGAUAUUGGACUGGUGGCUCACGCCCGAACUUUAUUUGAGAAGACCGCCGUCGGCAAAUGAAGAAUAUAGACUUGACCGCAUGCUUUUGGCUGCCGCUGAGAGGGGUGUGAAAGUUAAUAUCAUCAUUUACAAGGAGGUUACCAAAGUGUUGACAUGUAUGUUCAAUCUUCAUUUCUGGCCACAUGUCACCUGGACUAAUCAUAAUCUCAGUAUGCUCUGAGCACACCAAGAAAGCUUUAGAGGUCCAUCCUAAUAUCUCAGUAUUUCGCCAUCCUGACCAUAUUCCAAGUGGCGUUCACGUUGAAUCGGAAAUUCUCACCGACUUGAAGAAUUUCAGCUUGAAAGAUUUCGAUCUUGCCAGACUUCCCGAAGAUAGCAUCAAGGCAUUAUAUGGAGCUCGAAAUGAUGUUAUCUUAUAUUGGGCACACCACGAAAAACUUUGUCUCAUUGAUAGCAAAGUCGCCUUUAUGGGAGGUCUCGAUUUGUGCUUUGGUAGAUGGGAUGUGAAUCAGCACCCAAUCGCUGAUGCUCAUCCAAGUGACUUGGAUAAUAUUCUCUUCCCCGGUCAAGAUUUCAACAAUGCGAGAGUAUAUGAUUUCCAGGAUGUUUCAAACUGGCAAGAUAACAAGCUUGAUCGUACAAAGUAUUCUAGGAUGGGUUGGUCGGUAUGUAUCACUAGAUUUCAAAUGUGGCGCGAUAAGAUGAGGUCUAACUUUCGUUGCAGGAUUUGUCCAUGUCAUUGACAGGACCAGUUGGUAAGUGAAUUUUCUAAUAUAUUAUUACUUUUGAAGAUGGUUGCACCCCUCCAAUAAUUACAUUAACUAACACUUCUCCUAGUCGAGGAUCUCCGAGCACAUUUUGUCCAAAGAUGGAACUUUAUUCUCAGGGAAAAAUACAAUACUGAAGAUACUAGAUAUACAGCAUUGUCUUUGACUCCCAAUGAAAUUCCUGAUGGAUAUUAUAACGAAGAUGGUUCAAACGUCGGUUCAACUACAGAGGGUGCGAUUUCAGACACAAUCCACCGUGCAGGUACCUUCUUUGGCGGCUUUGGAGGCAAUUCGGAUACUGGAAGCGAUCAAAAUGGUGUUUCUAUUCAGCUCGUAAGAAGUUGUACUGAAUGGAGUAAUGGAGUAGCCACAGAGGUAAUUACAUCCAUCACAAUACGUUGAUGCAAAUUACUAAUUAUGAUAGCACUCUAUCGCCAAUGCCUACAUUGAGAUUAUUGCUCGUAGUCAACAUUUUAUCUACAUUGAGAAUCAAUUUUUCAUCACUGCCUGUUCCGAUGAACAACAUCCUGUCGAUAACAAAAUCGGAGCGGCCAUUGCAGAAAGAAUCAUUCGUGCUUAUCGAAAUGGCGAGCAAUAUAAAGUUAUCGUUUGCAUGCCAGCCGUACCUGCUUUUGCUGGUGAUCUUAAGGGAGAUGAUGCCUUGGGCACUCGUGCAAUCAUGGAAUAUCAAUAUAAUUCUAUCUGUCGUGGUGGUAACUCUAUUAUGGAAACAGUUGCUAAUGCUGGAGUACCCGAUCCAAAGGAGUACAUCCGAUUUUACAACUUGAGAAACUAUGAUAGACUCAACGAUAGCAGUACAAUGUCUCGAGCUGAGGAAGAAAGUGGCGUCAGUUAUGAAAGUGCUAGAAAAGAGCACGAUGACAUUGUUGGUGCCGGAUAUGGCGGUUAUGGCGAAGAAACUGGUGCUCGUCGGGGUCAAAGAAAUUACGAGUAUGACGAAUACCAAAGAGUGGCAUCCCGUUCGCAAGAAUAUGACACAGUAUCAACGUGUUACAUGGAUAAUGGACCAUCCAUCACUUCCAUCCCAUGGAACGGCACUCCCGAAGCGGAAAUGGACGCCUUCGUCAGUGAAGAACUCUACAUUCACACCAAGCUCCUCAUCGCAGAUGACCGCGUCGUAAUCUGUGGAUCCGCCAAUCUCAACGAUCGUUCUCAACUUGGUAGCCAUGACUCUGAAAUCGCCGUUGUGAUUGAAGAUCACAAUACUGUCGAUUCAUAUAUGGACGGCCGGGAAUUCCAGGCCGCCAGAUACGCUACUUCGCUCCGCAGACAACUUUUCAGAAAACAUCUCGGUAUGGUCGCACCUCAGGAUUGGACCAGGCCAGAUGCAAAUUAUAUGCCCAUCAACAAAGAUCCCAAUGAUUACGACUGGGGCUCUGAAUUUGAUCUUGCUGUUCAAGAUGUAUUCUCCCCGGAGUUUGUUGAUCUUUGGAACGGCCGCGCUGCAACUAAUACUGAAGUCUUCUCGAAAGUAUUCCAUGCAAUUCCCGCGGAUAAUGUACGAAACUGGAAUGAUUAUAAUGAAUUCUACGAGCAGUAUUUUGUAUCCCCUAGUUCAAAGGAUACAAAGGAAGAAGAUAAAGAGCCUGCGAAAUAUCUUUACGGGCAUGUGGUGAAAGAAGAAUUCCCGGGUGGUGUGGAGGAAGUUAAGCAGGAGCUGAGUAGGGUUAGGGGAAUGUUGGUCGAGAUGCCCUUGUUGUUUAUGGAUGGGGUUGAUUUUGCAAAGGAAGGUUUGAGCUUUAAUGCGAUUACUGAGACGAUUUAUACUUGAGGGGGAUUUGGAUAUGUCGAGAAUAUCGAAAAUUUCGAGAUUGGAAAUUUAUGUCUAUUUAGGUAUAGCAUAGGAUAGCAAUGGUUUUUAAUCUUACAUUUUGUUCGUUGCGUUUUUA